This is a messenger RNA of Xylona heveae TC161, 1250 nucleotides long. RefSeq lists its product as hypothetical. Bases 124 to 1026 code for a protein of 300 amino acids. The transcript is spliced from 3 exons. The record is from RefSeq and is a predicted model, not a curated record. Gene Ontology annotation, molecular function: GTPase activity. NCBI's taxonomy places the organism in Eukaryota, Fungi, Ascomycota, Xylonomycetes, Xylonales, Xylonaceae.
AUCCAGCUUUACCGCGAAGCUUCUCCAUUUCCGCCAAUUGCUGCCGUCAGUGAUCUACAAUUUACGGUUACGUGACGGCUCAGUGGAUGCUGUGAUAGUAUCCUAGACUUUCAGAUUUGCAAGAUGAGCAAGUUUGGCGUUCUAGUAAUGGGACCGGCCGGGGCGGGGAAGACGACAUUCUGUUCGGCAUUGAUUCAGAACCUGAGAAAUAACAAAAGAUCAUGUUUCUACGUGAAUCUUGACCCCGCUGCCGAAGACUUUGCCUACGAGCCGGACCUGGACAUCAAAGACCUGAUUUCUCUGGAAGAUGUUAUGGAAGAAAUGGGCCUGGGUCCGAAUGGUGGCCUCAUUUACUGCUUCGAAUUCCUCCUUGAGAAUCUCGACUUCAUUACCGAACCUCUGGACCCUUUAACAGAGGAAUAUCUCAUCAUUAUCGAUAUGCCCGGACAGAUUGAGCUGUACACUCAUAUUCCAAUUCUGCCGACUCUUGUGAAGCAUUUGACUCGAACCGGAGCUCUGAACGUCAAUCUAUGCGCGGCGUAUUUACUGGAAUCAACAUUUGUCGUGGACAGAGCCAAAUACUUCGCCGGCACGCUCUCAGCAAUGAGUGCCAUGAUUAUGCUCGAGGUGCCUCAUGUGAACAUACUGAGCAAGAUGGAUCUUGUCAAGGGUACUGUAGGGAAGAGGACUUUGAAACGCUUCCUUGAUCCAGACACGAGUCUCUUAGACGACGAUCCUGAACAGACAGUAACCGGUCUUGGCGAUGAUACUGUCGAAGAAGGAGACCCUUCCAGUAAGGGCGCCAUGAUGGGCGGGGCAUCUUUCAAGCGCCUUAAUCGUGCAGUUGCUCAGCUCAUUGACGACUUCAGCAUGGUGUCGUUCUUGCAGUUAGAUGCGCAAGACGAAGAUAGUGUCGGAGCAAUCCUCAGCUACAUUGAUGAUGCAAUUCAAUUCCAUGAAGCUCAGGAACCGCGGGAGCCCGAUGAUGAAGUCGAUCUUUACGGGGAUGAUGAUGAUGCAGAGUAAACCCGCGAGAAUGCUUGCUGACCCACUUUAGGGGCCUGGUGGCCUGGCAUUCCAGAUGAUGGCAUUGAUUUCAUCUUUCUUUUUCAAACACUCCAUUUGAAAAUAGGCAUAGCGGCGGCGUUCGGGGCAAAGGAAUAUCCGUUAAAACAUUAGAAUAGCGAAUCUUUUGGGCCAGAUGAUUGCUCGUCAGCCUUCCUCACUAAGCAUAAUCAACAUCGGUCUUG